CCGGCCCCGGCCCCGGCCCCGGCCGCGGGUGUCUCUCGGCUUGGCGGCCGCAGAGCCGGCCCGGCAAAGCGGCGGGCACCGGCGGCCGCCAUGGGGACGAACGCGCCGCCGCGCCGGGAGCCGCUGGCCCGCGGCCCUCACGAGGUGUACUUCAAGAAUCUUUCAAAACAGAAGCAGAAGGAAGUAAUGGAGAAGAAUGGAAACAACCACAAGCUUCGUGUUUGUGUUGCUACUUGCAACCGUGCUGAUUAUUCAAAAUUAGCUCCCAUUAUGUUUGGUAUUAAGGCAGAACCACAGUUUUUUGAGCUUGAUGUCGUAGUGCUUGGUUCUCACCUGAUUGAUGAUUAUGGUAACACCUAUCGUAUGAUUGAACAAGAUGACUUUGAUAUUCAUACGAGGCUGCACACCAUCGUGAGAGGGGAGGAUGAGGCAGCCAUGGUGGAGUCGGUGGGCCUUGCAUUAGUCAAGUUACCUGACGUCCUCAACCGCCUGAAACCUGACAUAAUGAUAGUUCAUGGGGACAGAUUCGAUGCCUUGGCCCUGGCCACGUCCGCAGCCCUGAUGAACAUUCGCAUUCUUCACAUUGAAGGUGGGGAGGUCAGUGGGACCAUCGAUGACUCCAUCAGACAUGCCAUAACCAAGCUGGCCCAUUACCACGUGUGCUGCACGAGGAGUGCAGAGCAGCACCUGAUAGCCAUGUGCGAAGACCACGACCGCAUCCUUUUAGCAGGCUGUCCCUCGUAUGACAAGCUUCUCUCUGCCAAAAACAAAGACUACAUGAGUAUUAUUAGCAUGUGGCUAGGUGAAGAUGUCAAAACCAGAGAUUAUAUAGUUGCUCUGCAGCAUCCUGUAACCACAGAUAUUAAACAUUCCAUAAAGAUGUUUGAGCUGACACUAGAUGCACUCAUCUCCUUCAACAAGAGAACACUUGUUCUAUUCCCUAAUGUGGAUGCAGGAAGCAAAGAGAUGGUUCGUGUGAUGAGGAAGAAGGGCAUUGAACACCAUCCCAAUUUUCGGGCAGUGAAGCAUGUGCCAUUUGACCAGUUCAUUCAGCUAGUUGCUCAUGCUGGUUGUAUGAUUGGUAACAGCAGUUGUGGUGUCAGAGAGGUGGGAGCAUUUGGCACACCUGUCAUCAACCUGGGGACACGGCAGACAGGAAGAGAAACAGGUGAAAAUGUUCUUCAUGUUCGUGAUGCUGAUACACAGGAUAAGAUUCUUCAUGCUCUACAGCUGCAGUUUGGGAAGCAAUAUCCAUGCUCAAAAAUAUAUGGAGAUGGUAAUGCUGUUCCAAGGAUUUUGAAGUUCCUUAAAUCUAUUGACCUCAAAGAACCAUUGCAAAAGAAAUUCUGUUUUCCUCCUGUCAAAGAUAAUAUCUCUCAAGAUAUUGACCAUAUUCUAGAGACACAGAGUGCUCUGGCGGUGGAUCUAGGCGGAACAAAUCUCCGAGUAGCAAUCGUCAGUAUGAAGGGUGAAAUAGUUAAGAAGUAUACCCAGCUCAACCCUAAAACCUAUGAAGACAGACUAGCGUUAAUUCUAAAGAUGUGUGUAGAGGCUGCAUCAGAGGCAGUAAAUGUAAACUGCAGAAUUUUGGGAGUAGGUAUUUCCACAGGUGGACGGGUAAACCCUCGAGAAGGAGUUGUGCUUCACUCUACAAAACUCAUUCAGGAGUGGAGCUCUGUGGAUCUCAGAACUCCUAUAUCUGAUGCUUUGCACCUGCCAGUCUGGGUGGACAAUGAUGGAAACUGUGCUGCUUUAGCAGAAAGGAAAUUUGGUCAUGGAAAAGGAAUAGAAAAUUUUGUAACACUGAUUACUGGUACAGGAAUUGGAGGUGGAAUCGUUCAUCAGCACGAGUUGAUCCAUGGCAGUUCUUUCUGUGCUGCUGAGCUUGGGCACAUUGUUGUAUCCUUAGAUGGACCAGAGUGCCUGUGUGGCAGCCAAGGAUGUAUAGAAGCAUAUGCCUCAGGAAUAGCGUUACAGAGAGAAGCUAAGAAACUGCAUGAUGAUGAUCUGCUUUUAGUAGAAGGAAUGUCAAUGAAGGAGGAGGAGAUUGUUAGUGCUGCACAUCUUAUUCAAGCAGCUAAACUUGGGAAUACAAAAGCAGAGAGCAUUCUCAGAACAGCUGGGACAGCGCUGGGCCUUGGCGUUGUGAACAUUCUGCACACGGUGAACCCAUCUCUUGUGAUCCUUUCUGGGGUUCUAGCUAACCACUACGUUAAUGCUGUCAAAGAUGUGAUAAAUCGACAGGCACUGUCCUCUGUUAAAACAGUGGAUGUGGUGGUCUCAAAUCUAGCAGAUCCUGCUCUUCUUGGAGCUGCUAGCCUGGUACUGGAUUAUACCACACGUAGAAUAUACUAAAGAAUUACAGAAGAAUUAAGAGAAUUGGACUAUUCAAAUUCUUAAUGGGUGGAGGGAAUAUUUUGCCCCAAAUUUUUCUUGAUGAGAGCAGCUAAUGAAUCAAAGUAGCUUUUUGAGUAGUUAGUGACUACUUCAGCAUUUCCUAAUUGAGGUAUUAUCUUUUUAUAUUUUUCCUAAAUUUCAGCUGACUUCAUUGGAAGUAAUGUGCAAUUCUGGUUUUUUAAGCACCUCUGUUGUUAAGCCUAUACAUUACUUUUGAGUGUGGCAGAAUUAUUUAUGAGCAUCUCUUGCUGUAUGGGGAUAAUGUGUAUGGUGUAUAAAACUAUUUUAACUGUUGGGGAUCCGUAUCUCAUUUCCCAGUUAAGUGAAAUGAGACGCUUACCAGCUUUUCAGUUUCUAGGAUUCCACCCACAAAGUAAAUAUGAUGUAAUCACCAGUAGCAGGUAAUAAUUUAAGUGGGUGGAAACCAGGGCCUCUACAAUAAAAAAAAGGUUACACCUAGAAGAAAUUCCUUUUCAUGAAGGACUUGGUAGAGGCAACCAGGUUUAUUUAUUAGAUCAUCUCUGAACGCCAGAGUCCCAUUUUAGAAGCUUUGCAUAUGAAGGAAAAAAACUACAGUUUAGUGAGCUUACAGCCUGCAGAGGAGUCCAAACAAACUCAUAAGAGAGCAGUGAGCAUCUUUGUCUUCUGGCUAUGGCCAGUAGUAAAUUGUUUGAAUUUUAAUCUUGAAGGACUUUUCAAGAGACCUAAUCUACUACUUUAAGAGAGGAGGGCUGCUUAUUCUUUGGUAGCCAGUUAGCUGAAAUUCAGCCACGUGGCACAGCUGAUCAUAAAGAACCUUUCACUACAGAGUGACACAGUGCAUCCCCUCAGCCAUUCAGGUGGCUGAAGGUGCACUGUUCUUGUCCUGCUUUCACCAUCAGCUUUCAGGAUGGAGAGUCAAAUCUGACCCUUAUUCUUGCCUGCAGAGCAUUCAGAGGCCUAGGAGAAAAGUAUGUCAAGUACCAGUAAAGGCUUGCCUAAGUAAGCUGGUUUGUAUUUCUUUAAUGAGUCCUUGAUAUACAGUGCUGUCUUUAUCCAGUUGCUUUUUUAGCAUUCUUUCAAGAUGCUGGAGGAAUUGAAAAACCAGCCCAUCUAUCAGCUAAUCCAGAAAGAUAGCUCUGGAGGAACAGUCAUAAAACUAUCCUGUCCUGAAUUUAAUGACCUAUUUUGACAUCUAACUCAACCAUUGAUAUUCUCAAGAGUCCAGUAGUGUGUUAGUACAGGGGCUAUUUUCACACUUGAACUUCUCCUCCAGUCAAAAUGAAACAAUCUUCUGCAACCAUUGCCCUGUCUUAUACAAUCAAGUUGGACUGAAUAGCUCCUAGUUCAUUUGCUAAUUCUGGGAUAUAACCUGUAGAGAUUGUCUUUACUUCACCUUCUCUUCCACAAGGAAUGCUUAUUGGUAACUCACAUCUUCAGAGCAGAUUUCAGGAAUACCACCAGAUCUCCCUCCUGAUGUCUCCAGGAAGAAUCCUGCAACCUCUAUACCACUGGCAAAUAACUGGUUCUUCACUCUGCCAAGUUAUACUAGGCUUUCUGUAACCAAGGAGAUUUAAUUACUUUUCCUACAAGUCUUGGUUCACUUGAUGAGUAUUGAAGGUAAUGGAAUCACCUUCAAUGCCACAGCAUUAGCUCUAUGAGCAGGUCAAGGAGAAACUGGCAUUUCUCUGCAGUGACAGUAGCUCAGAUCAGGAGUACUGAGGUUCUAACAGUGAGGAGGCCUGUCAUUUGAUCUUUCCAUCCUCUACUAUGACAAGGAACGCCUGGCUGGAAUGCCUGGCUGAAAGUGGGACCAGGCUUUUGCUUUCCAGACCCUCUGAAGUUCUGUAUUUCUUGUAUCUGAGACUCAAAAUGUUUUUUCCUAGCAGCUAAAGGAAGGGUGCAGGUACAGAAAAAACACAACAGACUAAAACACAGUUGAAAAGUUUUACACAUUUAAUGUCAUGUUAAGAAAACGGUUCUUGAAAUGCUUUUGAAAAUGCUUUUUUCCUUUCAAUUGGCCAAGAACUUGCUGCAUAUGUAGAAGCAGUUUAUUAAAUCAGAAAGAAUAAAAAAUCAUGUUUAAUAGUGUAA
Messenger RNA from Zonotrichia leucophrys gambelii, 4470 nucleotides. It is a transcript of the gene GNE, whose product is annotated as glucosamine (UDP-N-acetyl)-2-epimerase/N-acetylmannosamine kinase. The record is from RefSeq and is a predicted model, not a curated record. Gene Ontology annotation, biological process: UDP-N-acetylglucosamine metabolic process. The coding region runs from base 91 to 2355 and encodes 754 amino acids. The transcript has 12 exons. Lineage: Eukaryota; Metazoa; Chordata; Aves; Passeriformes; Passerellidae. Gene Ontology annotation, molecular function: N-acylmannosamine kinase activity; hydrolase activity, hydrolyzing O-glycosyl compounds; UDP-N-acetylglucosamine 2-epimerase activity.